GACUGCGAGCCACAGCCCAGGCGUCUGUCGCAUUUGUAGCGAGUCGUGUCCAGUGUGACGUUCCGCAUUGGGAUUUCGUGCUGCUGUUUCUGCGCCGAGAAUUUCUUCUGCUACACCCACAUCCUUAAUAAGAAUCGUCCGCAAUGGAAGCAGUUAAGGACAUCACAGAGACGGUGGCUGUGGACCUGGGGGACCUGCUGGACGCCGGGGACGACGCCAUGGUGAUACUCGAGGCAGGUGAGACUCGGCUGGUGGUGCACAGGGCCGUCCUGGCGGACAGGAGCCCUGUGUUCGCGGCCAUGUUCGCCCACGACACCCUCGAGGCGAGCACUGGCGUGGUGAGGAUUGCCGACAUCGGGGGCCCGGUGCUGAGGCAGCUGGUCUCCUACCUGUACACCCAGCGGGCCCCCCAGCUGCCCGGCGCGGCCCCCCAGCUGCCCGGCACGGCCCCCCAGCUGCUGGCUGCAGCAGAUAAGUACGGGGCGUCGCGGCUGAAGGCGGAGUGCGAGCGGCAGGUGGCCGCUCAGCUGACCGUGGAGACCGCGGCGGCCGCGGCCGUCCUCGCAGUCCGCCACUCCUGCAGUGACCUCAGGCGAGCCGCCAUCGAAUUUAUUAAGGCACGUACCCACGAGGUGAUGGCCACUCAGGGGUGGGCAGAUGCGAUGCUUCAUCAACCUAAGGACUUGAUCGAAGUGAGCAGAUUGCUGUAUGAUCCACCACCACAAACCAGUGCACCAGUCGUUACAGAGCUGAGGACCACCACUACCACCAGCACCACAACCACAACCAGAACCACCACCACCACCACCACCGCUGCCACCGCCACCUCUGCCAGCGCACCUCGCCAGACACCUGCUGCUGCGCGGCCCACGACUCCUCCACCUGAUGAGGCCACUGUCUCUCAAAUGCGGAGCCUCUCUGCAGAGGAGAGGGGCAGGAGGCUGGUCCAGGCGGCUAAGCAGCGGGCAGUGGGGGAGCUGAGGGCGCUGAUCGCCGCAGGGGCCGACGUGGAGGCGAGGGGCGGGCCGUGGGGGUGGACCGCCCUGCACUGGGCAGCAGCCAGGGGAGACGUCGAGGCGGCGAGGCUGCUGGUGGGGGCGGGGGCGGCGGUGGACGCCAGGGAUGAUUAUGGGUGGACGCCGCUGCAUCACGCGGCGCUCAAUGGCCGCGCAGAAGUGGCGGCUGCGCUGCUCGUCGCGGGGGCCGACAGGGGGGCCACAACUGGUGAUGGUGGGCAGACAGCGCUGGACCUCGCCAGGGAGUGCAACCUCAGGCGGCUGGUGGAGAUGCUGUCAUGAGGCAGGCAGUCCAGCGAACUCUGUGCAAAAAAACAGGAACUGAAAGAAGUUGUACGAGAGCAAUAUUCAUAAUUUUUUAAAUAAAGAUCCAAAAAACUCAA
This is a messenger RNA of Schistocerca piceifrons (Central American locust), 1399 nucleotides long. RefSeq lists its product as uncharacterized. Gene Ontology annotation, cellular component: cytoplasm. Gene Ontology annotation, molecular function: ubiquitin protein ligase binding. The coding region runs from base 144 to 1298 and encodes 384 amino acids. Gene Ontology annotation, biological process: regulation of proteolysis; proteasome-mediated ubiquitin-dependent protein catabolic process. Lineage: Eukaryota; Metazoa; Arthropoda; Insecta; Orthoptera; Acrididae. The transcript is spliced from 4 exons. The record is from RefSeq and is a predicted model, not a curated record.